Molecule: messenger RNA, 1547 nt
Organism: Austrofundulus limnaeus
Lineage: Eukaryota; Metazoa; Chordata; Actinopteri; Cyprinodontiformes; Rivulidae
Product: arf-GAP with dual PH domain-containing protein 2
Exons: 10
Coding region: 138-1361 (407 amino acids)
Biological process (GO): positive regulation of GTPase activity; heart development
Cellular component (GO): plasma membrane; intracellular membrane-bounded organelle; cytoplasm
Molecular function (GO): phosphatidylinositol bisphosphate binding; phosphatidylinositol-3,4,5-trisphosphate binding; GTPase activator activity
Source: RefSeq, a predicted model, not a curated record
CUUAUCAGAAGCGAGUGCUCUUUAGCUGCCACGGCGCAAAAAAUAGCCCUGUGUGGAACCAAAAUGGAGUUAACACCUAGUAGCUGUUCCAUGUGGGUUUGACUGUGUGUGAGGCUGAGGCAGAUUUACCCUCAUCUAUGGCCGGUUUGGACAGAAACAACAGAAUCCUGCAGGAACUGGUGCUGCAGCCGGGGAACAACGUGUGUGCUGACUGUGCAGCUCCUGAACCUGACUGGGCCUCGUACACACUCGGUGUCUUUGUGUGCCUGAACUGUUCAGGGAUGCAUCGUAAUUUACCUGCUGUCAGCAAAAUCAAAUCCAUACGUCUGGAUUACUGGGAAGACUCGUUGGUGCAGUUCAUGGCAGAGAGAGGAAAUCGUGCAGCCAAAGCCAUUUUUGAGAAGCAUGUCCCGGCUUCUUUCUACAGGCCGCAACAAAAAGACUGCAUUGUUCUUAGGGAUCAGUGGAUUCGUGCAAAGUAUGAAAGAAGAGAAUUUACAAACGAGUCCUGUCUGCAAACUUACUCCUCAGAGUUGUUUGAGUCGGUCCUCUGGAAGAAGGGCAGACACAACAAGCAGUUCCUGAAGAGGAUCUUUUUGCUGUCCCAGAAGGAUUUCACCCUCAGAUAUUUCCUCAAAGAGGAUUCUAAGGUUCCCAAAGCCGUCAUCAGCAUGAAGGAUCUGAACGCAGAGUUCCAGCCGGAGAAGAUCGGCCACGCUCAUGGGCUGCAGAUCUCCUUCAAAGAGGAUGAACACACGAGGAACCUGUUUGUUUAUCAUGAGGACGGACAGACAAUCGUAUCGUUUUUCAACGCUCUUCGGGCCACACGUUUGGCUUACCUGCUGAAGAAACACCCUACUCUUCAAAGUAAUGAUUUAAUACCUCAGUUAACAACACAGUGUCUAAAGGAGGGUUAUAUGGAGAAAACUGGCCCAACGCAACGUGAGCCUUUUAAGAAGAGGUGGUUCAUUUUGUGUUCAAUGAACAGAAAGCUUCUAUAUUUUAAAUCUCCGCUGGACGCUACAGAUCUGGGCUCAGUUUUCAUCGGCUCAGAGAACCACGGGUACUUGGUGUCAGAGAGCUGCAGCCGGAGCACACGGUCAGGCCGGUGGCACUGCGGGAUCACCCUGGAGACUCCGGGCAGGCAGUUUGUGUUCAUGUGCGAGCAGGAGGAGGAGAGGAGGGAGUGGAUGGAGGCCUUCAGAACGGUCAUCUCCCAGCCCAUGACCCCAGAGGACUACGCCAGUACAAAGAUCCUUUUACAGCUGAAACAAGACACUGUCUUCUUGUCUAAGUUCAAAUCUCAACCCUCACUCCUAAUCAUUUCUCUCUUUUUGUGUGUGCAGAUGAAGCUACUUUGAGACGAGGAAAAUGACCGGGACUUUUUUUUUUUUUAGCAAACUGUCUACAAAGUGACACAGCAGAAGUUACUGACACAUCAGAGGCAGCAUGUCAACAACACUGGACUUGUUUUAUUUAGUGCAUGAGAAUGACUCAUAAAAACAUUCUUUUGCAUUAGUCUGUGUAUUAAAAAUGAACAAAAUGUA